Molecule: messenger RNA, 243 nt
Organism: Parnassius mnemosyne (clouded apollo)
Lineage: Eukaryota; Metazoa; Arthropoda; Insecta; Lepidoptera; Papilionidae
Source: the annotation of a GenBank genome assembly
AUGCCCAAAAAAGGUUUCACAUCCGGGGGCUACGAGCCGACGUACGUCGGGACGCAGGCGCAGCGACGUGGGCUGGGCACGGGCGCGGCGGUGGGGCUGGGCGUGGGCGCGCUGGCGGCGGGCGGGCUCGCCGGCUACGCGCUGGGCGGCGGCUUCAGUGCGGACAGUCCGACCCACGACGAGGUCCAGGUGGAGUCCUUUUCGGAGAGCGUGGACUUUGGCGGCGACGACUGGAUGGAUUAA